AUGGCUUACGUUGACGAGGAUGGUUCUUCGGGUUCUGGAGAUGAUGUAAACAUGUUAGACGGACAAAAGCGUCAGGCUGGUGUUUCGGCUAGUGGUGGUCGGAAGAGGGGCCGGAAAGCUACUGGUGAUGCCAUAGUGGAUGCAAUGAUGCAGAUAGCAGCUGCUUCAAAAAUGAGGGCCAAUGCAAUUAUGAAGAAUGAGGAAAGAUUUUCAAUAAGCAAGUGCAUCAAUGUGUUGGAUGAGAUGCAAGAUACGCCGAUCAACAUGGAAGACAUUGACUUGGAAUUAGAUGAGAUGGAACUCGUUGCGGCUGCUGCUGGAUACUAUUAUUACAACUCUUUAACCAAACAGCAGCCCUCUCGUUGUUUAUCGCCAAGGAGAUGUGAAUUCAUGACAGAAGUGUUGAACGGAUCCGACGUCUUUUGUCGAGAAAUGUUGCGGAUGGACAGACACGUAUUUCUCAAGUUGUGUGGCAUUCUUCGCCAAAGAGCCAUGUUACGCGAUACUUCUGGUGUAAUGAUAGAGGAGCAGUUGGCGAUAUUUUUAAACGUCAUUGGCCACAAUGAACGUAACAGAGUGAUUCAGGAGCGGUUUCAGCACUCCGGCGAAACGAUUAGCAGACAUUUUAAUAAUGUUUUGAAAGCUAUUAAAUCACUAUCGCGUGAAUUUUUGCAACCUCCUCAGCAUACAACAUCUCAAGAAAUUCUCAACAAUGCUAGAUUUUACCCGUAUUUCAAGGAUUGUAUAGGAGUAAUUGACGGUAUGCAAAUUCCUGCACAUGUUCCGGCCAAAGAUCAAUCUCGAUUUCGCAAUAAGAAAGGUAUCCUAUCUCAAAAUGUGCUUGCAGCAUGCACAUUUGACUUGCAGUUUAUAUUCAUUUAUCCUGGUUGGGAAGGUUCUGUCACAGACUCGCGGGUCUUAAGGGCGGUCCUUGAUGAUCCAGAUCAGAAUUUCCCUCAAAUUCCUCAAGGAAAAUAUUACCUUGUUGACCAAGGAUACUUAAAUACAGAAGGAUUUAUGGCUCCUUUUCAAGGAGUUGGGUACCAACCUUAUGAAUAUCGGGGUGCCAAUCAAUUACCAAGAAAUGCAAAGGAGUUGUUCAAUCAUAGGCAUUGCUUUCUGAGGAAUACUAUCUUGAGGUCAUUUAAUGUGUUGAAAAGUAGAUUCCCAAUCCUUAAACUUGCUCCCCAGUAUUCUUUUCAGAUUCAGCGAGACAUAGUCAUAGCUGCUUGUGUUUUGCAUAACUUCAUCCGACGCGAAGAAAGAAACGACUGGUUAUUCAGUAGUUUAGGGGGGACAUUCGUCGAAGAACUAUCAGAUCCUGAUGAACUUCCUGAUGUUCAAUUUCUUUCUUCUAUGCAAGAACAGAUUGCGUUCUCAUUACGCGAAUCAGUUUCUGCGUCUAUGUUUGAUGACUUCAUAAAUAAAUGGGACGAGUGGUGA
Molecule: messenger RNA, 1443 nt
Organism: Lathyrus sativus (Indian pea)
Lineage: Eukaryota; Viridiplantae; Streptophyta; Magnoliopsida; Fabales; Fabaceae
Source: the annotation of a GenBank genome assembly